This is a messenger RNA of Musa acuminata AAA Group (dessert banana), 761 nucleotides long. Its product is annotated as glycine-rich protein A3-like. The transcript is spliced from 3 exons. Lineage: Eukaryota; Viridiplantae; Streptophyta; Magnoliopsida; Zingiberales; Musaceae. The coding region runs from base 74 to 562 and encodes 162 amino acids. The record is from RefSeq and is a predicted model, not a curated record.
GAGUCACCGUUCUCGUCUCAAGCUCACGAUCUCUUCGCCCUCAACUCUCGCAUCAGCCAUUUCAAAAAAGAAAAUGGGAGGUGGAAAGGACAAGCAUGAUAAAGACGGCAGCGACAAAGGAUUACAUGGACAUGGACAUGGACAUUCUGGAUAUUAUCCUCCAGCAGGGUACCCUCCCGCACCUGGGGCAUAUCCACCACAAGCUUAUCCCCCAGCACCUGGGGCAUAUCCACAACAAGGGUACCCUCCACAGGGAUACCCUCCACAGGGAUACCCUCCUGCUGCAUACCCACCAGCAGGAUAUCCUGGAUCAUCUGCUCCCCCACAUCAAGGGCAUGGAUCUCAUAUGGGGGCAAUGUUAGCUGGUGGCGCCGCAGCCGCUGCAGCUGCUUACGGGGUGCACCAUAUGGCCCAUGGUUCCCAUCAGGCUGGCCAUGGGGCCUAUGCUGGGCAUAUGCCUGGCCACCAUGGCAAGUUCAAGCACCAUGGCAAGUUCAAACAUGGCAAGUUCGGGAAGCACAAGCAUGGCAAGCAUGGGGGAAAGUUCAAGAAGUGGAAGUGAUCGUGUGUGUUCUCUCAGCUGAGCCUGACUCCGGUAAGAAGCUCUCUUAUAUUUCCGAUGACGACUUGAACAUCUUUCCGAUGUUCAAACAUGGCAAUUUUGGUCACUCUGCAGUGUGACUAUUUCCGAUGACGACUCGAACAUCUUUCAGUUUGGCUUCUGGUUGAAUAAUAGAGCUUCUAAGAUUAUAUUUGGCAUA